Messenger RNA from Bactrocera neohumeralis, 1659 nucleotides. RefSeq names its product origin recognition complex subunit 5 (gene Orc5). Gene Ontology annotation, biological process: DNA replication initiation; DNA replication. Gene Ontology annotation, molecular function: ATP hydrolysis activity; DNA replication origin binding. The record is from RefSeq and is a predicted model, not a curated record. The transcript is spliced from 2 exons. The coding region runs from base 141 to 1574 and encodes 477 amino acids. Lineage: Eukaryota; Metazoa; Arthropoda; Insecta; Diptera; Tephritidae. Gene Ontology annotation, cellular component: nuclear origin of replication recognition complex; nucleus.
AUAUUCGAUUAUUAAUAUCCAUACCUAUGUGCGCGCUUUUAAAAAUAGUAAACACAAUUCUUUAAUCCAUAUAUAUUUUACGAAAUCCGUAUAAAGUGAAAAUAUAAGAUCAAACUCAUAUUUUAAUUAGCUUUAGAAAAAUGGAAGUAUUCAAUAAAUUGAACGAGAGAUUUCCCUGUCGUAAAAAAGUGUUAAAAACGCUUACCAACUUAAUUGGACAUUCUGAAGAAAUACUUCCGGCUGCAAUUCAUAUUUAUGGUCAUACAGGUACAGGAAAAACUACGUUACUUAAAAAUUUCCUUAAUGAAAGCAUACGUCGUAAUAAAAAUAAGUUAAACAUAGCAUAUGUCAAUUGUGUUGAAAGUUAUACUUCAAGAAUACUAUUUGAAAAUAUAUUGGAAUAUAUAAGCGGUGAUAUUGCGGAUGAUAUUAAAACAGAAAAUUUAAAAGACUUUGUGGAAAAAUUGCGACGCAUACAAUCACAGCCAGAUGCUCAGUAUAUAAUUUCUUUAGACAAUGCGGAGAGACUAAGGGAUAUGGAUGCAAAUGUGUUACCAUCUUUGUUACGUUUGCAACAACUUACUGGUCUGAAUAUUUGUGUUGUAUUAAUAUCACAACUUCCAUUAGAAAAGUUUUAUUGUAAAACAAGUAUUGAUGAUCCCAUUACAUUAUACUUUCCCCAGUACACAAAGUCUGAAACACUGGAAAUAUUAAGCGCUGACUUCAAAAAUGCACAAAAGCUUAUGGUUGCUUUACUCAAUCGUAAGAAACCAGAGAAUCUGUCAACAAAACUGGAUAUAGUUGAUACAGUAACGAGAGAGUUUUUCAACAAUUAUUUAAAUCUAUUUCUGGGAGUAUUUUAUAAAGCAUGUCGUGAUCUUUCUGAAUUGAAGAUUACUGCGAGAAAAUGUUUUACAUUCUACAUGGAACCUAUAUUGGAUGGUACGGUUAGCAUGUCCGAUGUUUCGCGUUUAUGGCGUUGUAUUGCCGGUCAACUACGAACAGCCUUAUCACAAGUAUAUAUACGAAGUGGUCAGCCAGAGGUAAUAAAUAAUAAUAAUUAUCUAAAUAAAAUGACUAUAUUAAAAAAUUUAAUACAGACUCCAGUGGUAAACAAUGAUAAAGAGAUCUUAAAGGUUGCUCAAUCUUUGGAACUGCCUUAUUAUGGCAAGUAUUUGUUAAUAGCUGCUUUUAUCGCGAGUUAUAAUUCAUCAAAAGAGGACAAACGUUUGUUUGUGAAGAAUCAUGGUAAACGACGAAAACGAUUGCAAAAUGUCAACGCGAAUGCUAAGGUAACAGAGAAAAUGAAUACCUAUAUUGGACCAAAAUCAUUCAGUGUUGACCGCCUUUUGGCCAUAUUUUAUGCUAUACUUGAUGAGAAAGUUGGCUUAACUUGUAACUUGCUCUCACAAAUUUCAACAUUAGUCAAUCUUAAACUACUUAGUUUUGUUUCGGGAGAAAAUGUUAUGGAUGGAACGUCGCGUUUGCAGUGUACAGUAGGACUGGAGUUUGUCAUCUGCAUAAGCCAAGUAGUAGGAUUUAAUGUGCGUCAAUACUUGAGCGAUUUCAAUUAAGUUUUCCAUAUUUAUUUUUAUUGUGUUUUAUCUAACUUUAUUUAGUUAGAAAAUAUUUGUAAUAAAUAAUUUGGCAAAUCGCUAA